Messenger RNA from Penicillium cinerascens, 1512 nucleotides. RefSeq names its product DUF895 domain membrane protein. The record is from RefSeq and is a predicted model, not a curated record. Bases 1 to 1512 code for a protein of 503 amino acids. The transcript has 3 exons. NCBI's taxonomy places the organism in Eukaryota, Fungi, Ascomycota, Eurotiomycetes, Eurotiales, Aspergillaceae.
AUGUCUGCCGACAAAGAAACCAUGAGAACCACCGACGAGCAUGUCGCUCCGGCCGAAUACAACAAUGCCAGCUUCGACGCCACCGCUCUGCCGUCCGGAUGGAAGUACAGACAGCGUCGAAUCUUCGGCUGGGCGAUCCCCUGGUAUGCGUCGCCCAAGGUGCAACUUCUCAUGGUCGCCUUCGUGUGUUUCAUGUGCCCUGGAAUGUUCAAUGCGCUCGGUGGUUUGGGAGGUGGUGGAAAGACCGAUGCCGAACUGGCCGAUAACAUGAACACCGCGCUGUAUAGUUGUUUCGCAGUUUUCGGUAUUUUCGGCGGAACCUUUGUCAACAAGCUCGGUGUGAAAUGGACCCUGGCCUUCGGUGGCGUGGGAUACUGCCUCUAUGCAAUUAGCUUGUUGGUCUCGGUUCACGCCAACGUUGCAGGCUUCAACCUGUUCGCCGGUGCUUGGCUGGGUAUUUGCGCCGGUCUUCUCUGGACGGCCCAGGGUACGAUCAUGAUCUCCUACCCCAACGAGAAGCAAAAGGGCAAGUACUUUGCCUGGUUCUGGGCAAUCUUCAACAUGGGCGCCGUCAUCGGCGGCUUGAUCCCCCUCGGUCAAAACAUCAACGUCAAAACGAACAAGACUGUGUCGGACGGCACGUACAUCGGCUUCAUCGUGCUGAUGGCCAUUGGAGCCCUCCUCGCCGUCUUCCUCUGCAACGCCAGCGACGUUAUCCGUGAGGAUGGAAGUCGCGUCAUUCUCAUGAAGAACCCCAGCUGGAAAUCCGAGCUGGCCGGUCUGUGGGAAACCCUCCGAUUCGAACCCUUCGUGGUCCUGCUCUUCCCCAUGUUCUUCGUUUCCAACUGGUUUUACAUCUACCAGCAGAACGCCGUGAACGGCGCUUACUUCGAUACCCGCACCAAGGCACUGAACAGUCUUCUCUACUGGCUGGCCCAGAUUUUCGCCGCUGCUAUCUGGGGAUAUCUCCUCGAUGUCCAGGGUGUUCGCCGCUCUACCCGAGCCAAGAUCACCUGGGUCGUUCUUUUCAUCCUCACCUUUGCUAUCUGGGGUGGUGGCUAUAAGUUUGAGCAGAGGUACACUCGCCAGACCGUGGACAUCAAACUCCACCCGGACUGGAAGGCCUUUGACUGGUCUGAUUCUGGUUACGUUGGCCCCAUGUUCCUGUACAUCUUCUACGGCUUCUACGAUGCCGCUUGGCAGGCUAGUAUCUACUGGUUCAUGGGCGCCCUCUCCAACUCGGGUCGUCGCUCCGCCAACUAUGUCGGUUUCUACAAGGGCAUCCAGUCCUGCGGGGCGGCCAUCGUGAACAACCUUGACGCCCGCAAACUCUCCUUUGAAAGGGAGUUUAUCAGCAACUGGGUCCUGCUCGCCGUAUCCCUCGUCUUCGCUGCCCCAGUCAUCUUCCUGAAGAUUCGUGAUCACAUUGACGUUGAGGAGGAUCUUGCGGGUACUGAUGAGACUCUCGCCGAUAUCCUUCCUGCUGAUCACCCUGAGAAGGUGGGGGCCUAA